Messenger RNA from Sycon ciliatum, 3635 nucleotides. RefSeq lists its product as uncharacterized. Lineage: Eukaryota; Metazoa; Porifera; Calcarea; Leucosolenida; Sycettidae. The coding region runs from base 1238 to 2914 and encodes 558 amino acids. Gene Ontology annotation, molecular function: N,N-dimethylaniline monooxygenase activity; flavin adenine dinucleotide binding; NADP binding. The record is from RefSeq and is a predicted model, not a curated record. The transcript is spliced from 4 exons.
AGGAGACUUACUGUAUACGAGUUCCGCAGUCAAACUAGUUCAAAGUAGUUGUACGUCUUGUGACCGACUGUGCGGUUCCUGUCGAAGCCUGCUAUGGUGUGUGCCAGUUGUGCAUCCGAUCCCCGACUCACUGACUGUUACUUGCGUAUGCCAGCGUGACGGUCACGGUCCAUCGUGCCGAUACUCGAUAUAGUGUUCCCACUGCACUGGGGAAAUGUAGAAACCCUGUCCGUUCGACUGCAAGGCAGGUAGAUACGCGGGUUCGUAGAUCUGCUGAUAGCAGUACAGACUGUCAGUGCAUGCAGUGAGGUGCAAUGCGCCUCUACAAUACUAAAAAUCUUGUCCAUCAAUGCGGCCGAUGGCAUCCGCAAGGAAGCUUCAGCGAUUCCUAAUCCUACUGCAUGCUAGCUGCUGCUGGCGCGGCGACGAUCAUUUAUUGUUUUGGUGGUGCGUUGACGCUUUGCGCAGACGGGACGGCCCGGCCAUUGGCGGCCAAGAAGGACUUCACAAGCCAUGAGUCGGAUGACCGCAUUGUAACGCAGCUGCAGCUGCAAUCCAACAUUACACCGAUUGCGAUUAUGUGCUUGUUGAUCUACUACUACUAGUAGUAGUAAGGUAGUAGUGUAUGACAGUUACUGAGUAUUGUGUUUAUCAUCUGUCCGAUGGUGUACAGUAGUGGACAGAUGACUCCAGUCCUCAUAGACCUACGUCUAGACAUGAGCCUGAUCUGCUGAGUGGUCCCUGCAGUCGGAUCUGGUGACGGUACCCGAUCCCUGACCACUCAUACUGGUGCCCAUUGCUGGUCGACACAGUGACUGAGUACACCGUCAUUGAUUGCUGAUGCCAGCUCUAUCGCCAGGAUCUGGAUCACGAAAAUGAACCAGAAACAGAGGACUAGUUGCUAUUGACCGAAUAAAUUCGGCAGAUCUGCAGACGAGGUGAUCCGAAAUUUAUGCCUGGCCGAAUAUUUCCAGUUUUGAACCCUCAGUGCAGCACGGAUGCAGGUGUGUAGUACUGGCAGCAAAUCUGUGUAACUACCACCACCAGCGACCUAAGUCCUUGGGACUCAGUCUUGUGAUACCAAGAGUACAUGAUUGUAGUCUUGAUGAUACUGAUCAUACCGCUCUGCUAGCUCAGCAGUCAGUAGUAGUAAUGCACUAGUAGUAGUAGGGUAGUGUGCCUUGCCUGAACUGAUGAACUGAUCAUAAACCCCGGCAGUGCUGGAUGUGCAUCUGCAAUGGAGCUGAGCAGGAAACGUGUGGCAAUCGUUGGCGCUGGGGUGGCAGGGAUUUGCAGCUGUCGUCAUCUUGCAGGCCGACCAGAAUUCUUCGAUGUCGUCGUGUACGAGCAGAGUGCUGGGAUCGGUGGAGUGUGGGUCUAUGAUGAAGCAACAGACCAGCACACCCAGGUCAAGCCACCACCGACACUGAGCGGCUCAGAGCAAGCUGAGGACCAUAGCAACCACAGUAGCGGCAGUAAUGGCGCUGGCCCGCCAGACCAGGUCUGCAGUAAUGGCGCAGGGCCGGUUGAGAUCAGCAGUAAUGGCGCAGGGCCAGACAAGGUCAGCAGUAAUGGCACAGGGCCAGACAAGGUCAGCAGUAAUGGGGCAGGGCCGGACAAGGUCAGCAGUAAUGGGGCAGGGUCGCACAAGGUCAGCAGUAAUGGGGCAGGGCCGGUUGAGAUCAACAGGAGGCGAACUCAGUACAGCACGUGCAGUACGGAGGACACCGGAUCUCUGAUUCACAGCAGCAUGUAUGCCAACGUCAAGACCAACCUGCCAAAGGAGGUGAUGGCAUUCCCAGAUUUCCCCUUUCCAAGCGACCUACCUUCCUACCUAGGCCACAAGGAGAUACUCCAGUAUCUACACAAUUACGCACGGAGACACGACGUGAUGGCGCACGUGACACUAAACACACACGUCGUCACUGUUCAGCCCGUACUGGGGGAUACUGCGCCAAUGAAUCAUACUGGUGUGCAGGGCAAUGAUACACACAAGGUGUUUGCUAAGAGUGGACCCCAAUGGCGUGUCACCACUGAGUCUAGGGAUGGCUGCAUGCACGAGGAGACAUUCGAUGCUGUCCUCGUAUGCAAUGGGCAUUUUUCAGUACCACUGAUUCCGGCCAUUUCUGGGAUGCAUCACUUCAACGGUCAGAUCAUACACAGUCACAACUACCGGCGACCGCUUCAGUUCAAAGGGAAAUGUGUGAUGGUCGUCGGAUGUGGGCCCUCCGGAUCUGACAUUGCUCUGGAUGUUGCGACAGAAGCAGGCCGGGUUCUGCUCUCAGCCUCUCUGGACAAGUGGAUUUGCUGUGAUCUGCCGGAGAAUGUUGAGAUGAGGGACUGCAUCGACCACGUGAAUGCUGAUGGGCACAUUGUCUACGUCGGCGGUAAAGUGGAGAAGUCCAGCAUUGAUGCCAUCCUACUGUGCACGGGAUACGCAUUCUCCUUCCCAUUCCUGCACUCUUCGUGCAAUGUUGCCGUGGACGGGUACCGGCGUAUUCGCCCUCUGUACAAGCACCUCGUGCAUGCCAUCCAUCCCAGCAUGUUCUUUGUCGGCAUACCGUACACGGUGUCCGAAUUCCCCCUGAUCGACCGGCAGGCACACUACAUAACGGCAGUGCUCAGCGGUCAACAUACCCUUCCAUCGACUGAACGCAUGCUGCAAUGGCAAGCGGACGACCUGAAAGUCCGGGAAGAAGAGGGCUUCACGUUGAAGUACUCUCACUUCCUUGGCCCCAAGCAGUGGAGCUAUAACGCAGACUUGGCUGCAUCUGCCAGCGUCCCAGACCUGCCAGCACACCGAAGGAGAAUCCUGGAGCAUGUCAACAGGAAGCGCCGCAGCGAGCUCAUGACCUACAAGACCUUCAACUACAGAGUGACACGUGAUGCAGAGCAGGGUUUUGACGUUCUCUAGCAACAGCAUACUGGUGGGUACUGGUGUCUUGGUGGGUACUUGUGUACUGGCGUACUGGUGGGUACUGGUGGGUCCAACUUGCCUCUAGCUAACUACUCAGUUAUACGUACGUAUCUUUCCAGUGGAUUGUCAAACUGGGAAUGUUUAGGAACCAAAUGUGUGCACAUUGACUUAUGCACAACGCAAAACUGACCAAGUUAAGAAUCUUGGUCUGCCUUCUGUGUAAGGUUUGUUGAGCAUAGCUAUACUGUAUGAAUGGCAGACAGAUCAUGUGACUGUCCACAUCAUCGUCGACUUAUAUUGUGAUUUAUCUGAUAAUUAUGAUGAUGCCUGUUGAUUUCAUUUCCAACCGUCUAGUCUUGCCACUGACUUGUCAAAUUUUAUCAAUUGAUGGGUGUGUGUGUUAUUUCCCUAGUGCAUUUACACUUAACAAUGCCAUGUCACGUGAUGGUAGUACCACGAACAAUCCAUUGCGGCUGCUCAGGCUGAUGAUAUAUUGCAGGUUUUUGCAUUUGUGACCUUAGUAGCACUAGUGAUGUCUACCUGAUUGAGUCCAUCAUUUCUUCAAUUCUAUUUAUUGCACGAGCCCCCUACCACAAACAUACUUAUACAGUUAAUCAGACCCGCUUAUCCAGUUCCUCGGUUACCGAUCGGCAGCUAGCACUUGAUUGGAGCAAAAUGAAUAAACACCAUUCAAUAUAGCACAUUUUUGGUUAUCCAG